Messenger RNA from Closterium sp. Naga37s-1, 2043 nucleotides. The record is from the annotation of a GenBank genome assembly. NCBI's taxonomy places the organism in Eukaryota, Viridiplantae, Streptophyta, Zygnematophyceae, Desmidiales, Closteriaceae.
AUGCCCGCGCCUGCCAGCGUGGACGCCAUGCGGGCCACUCAGUGGGUGCCACGUGGCACUGACUCCACAACCCGUGACUCUAACGAGGGUGAUUCAAACGAGGGGAUCGGCUGCAUGGCAGCAGGGCCGUUUCAGGUGGAGCAUUGCUUGGCGAUGGAAGGGGUGGAAGCUGCGAGUGGGAAGGGAAGAGUGAGAGUGCGUGUUGUGCAGCAAUUCACACCAGUGAAUGCAGCAGCAGGAGGAAGAGGAGGGGGAAGAGAAGGAGGAAAGGGAGGAGGAAACGAAGGGAGAGGAGCAGGAGCUGUAGCGGUGCCUCGGCUUGCCAGCCUGGCAGUGCACAGGGAGAAGUGGGUGGAGCCGUUUUCAGGCGGCGCUGAGCUGGCGGAUGGAGCAGCACUGUUCAGUUCGGAGAUGGUUGAGGAGGGGGAGGGGACAGCCAUCCAUCUCGUCAUCACUUGUUGCUCUGGAGUUGACAGAGCCAAUCCAAACGGAGUGUCAAGGCAGAUGGAGACCUCUGCUUUGGAGGAUGGGACGCUCAUGCUGCUCCCAGAGUCCCGCCUCUCAAGGAGAUGUCUAAGGGAGAUUUUGAGGCGGCGAGAGGGUGACAGAAUAUCAUCAACGGCGGCGGCUGCGCGGCCUUCGAAUAUCGAUUAUGAGGCGCCCUUCCCCCUCCCUCCAGGAGCUGUCCAAGUCCCGCCUCUCAAGGAGCUGUCCAAGGUGUGGGAAAUCGACAUUGUCAACGGCGGGGACUGCGCGGACACGUAUAACACCCAGGUGGUGCGCGAGUGCGACACGGAGGGCUUCAUCGUCUCCAUCACCCCAACGUCCCUGAUCACCCAACAGGGCUUCAGCACCAUUCCAGAUGUCAUCACCAACCUCACACGACUCACCUCCCUAGACCUGGGGUUCAUCCCCGUUAGAGGCACCCUGCCCGCCAGCAUGGGCAACAUGACCAACCUGCAAAAGCUAACAAUCAUGCAGGUGGCAUCGGGCAGCAUCCCGGCCUCCUUUGGCAACAUGGCCAGCCUGCAAUCACUGAGCAUCAGCGUGAGUGACUACGACACCACAGGUGACGCCCUCACAGGGCCCAUCCCCGAAACAUUCUCAAACCUUAAGAACCUCACCUCGCUCGACCUCACCAACAACAACAUUGGACCGCUCACCGACAGCAUUGGCACCAUUCCCAACCUGGAGUACCUCACUCUCACGGGCAACAACUUCACAGGCAGCACCAUUCCCAGCACCAUCACCGCCCUUACAAACCUCGUUGAGCUGAGCCUCGACUACACAGGUGUGGGUGGCUCCAUUCCAUCCGGCCUCGGCUUGCUAACUGAUCUUCAGACCCUGAGGCUCGAUGGCAACAAGCUGACUGGCACGCUUCCAGCCACUCUGGGCGCACCACAGCUCUUCACCCUCAACUACGACUCUACUGUGGCCUGCCCUGCCAGCAACACCUCGUGUGUGGUGGAGCAGAGAGACGGCAGCGAGUUCUGCACCGCCUGUGCUGCCUUCUGCAACUCCUGCAUCCCUCCUGCCCCUGCCCCAGCGUCCGAUGCCCCACCAUCCAUUGCCCAACCAUCCGAGGCACUCCCAUCCGAGGCAACCCCAUCCCAAGCAUCCCCAUCCGAGCCUCCGAUCGCUCCUCCCAUCCCUGCAUCACCCUCCGAGUCUUCCCCUUCCCCUCCUCCUCCCCCCCCUCCUCCUGUUGAGCCUCCUCCAACCAACCCUGACGGCAGCACCACCACCACCACCAUCACCAACACCAACACCAACAACAACAAUGCCAACGCCAGCGCCAAUGCUUCCUCCUCCAGCUCGGGGCUGUCCACAGGAGCCAUCGUGGGCAUCGUGGUGGGCGUGCUGCUGCUGGUCGUUGGCGUCGUUGCUGCUGUCUUCAUCAUCAUUCAGUGUGGCAACAGGUCCAAAGAGGUGGAGGUGGAAUAUACGACUCAAGCUGCAGCAGCAUACGCAGGGGAUAACCAGUACAAGCCGCCUCAGGGUGCUUAUGCUGGUUACCAGCCUGGUGCUGCCGGCCAGGUGUAG